UCCAAUUUCAUGUACACCAAAAUCUAGAAGCAAACGAGUCAAGAAUUACUUGGGCUUCCUAUCAUCAGUAGUAAGAAGAGAGCCAGGGGAAGAGGGAGAGGAAGCAGAAAUGGCUGCAAUAUCAGCGGCAAUCUCUGGCUGCUGCUCUUCCUCCUGCCUGUCCCAGUCCCAGCGGGGACUCUUGCCCUCCACACGGAGAAGGCACUUCAAGGUCACGGCCAUGGCUCCCAGGAACAAGGUGAACAAGUACGACGAGGGGUGGUCGAAGCAGUGGUUCGGCGCGGGGAUCUUCGCGGAGGGGAGCGAGGAGGCGUCGGUGGACGUGUUCAAGAAGCUGGAGAAGCGCAAGGUGCUGAGCACCGUGGAGAAGGCGGGGCUGCUCUCCAAGGCGGAGGAGCUCGGCGUUACGCUCUCCUCGCUGGAGAAGCUCGGGCUGCUCUCCAAGGCCGAGGACCUAGGCCUCCUCAGCCUCGUCGAGAGCGCCGCCACGGUGUCCCCCGCCGUGCUCGCCUCCCUCUCGCUGCCGCUGAUCGUCGCCUCCAUCGCCACGGUCGUCUUCGUCCCGGACGACACCACACUGCUCGUCACGCUCCAGACGGUCGUCGCCACGCUGUUCGCGGCCGUCGCGGCGGGGCUGUUCGUCGGCUCGGUCGUGCUCGACGGCCUGCAGGAAGAGUAGCACUUCCCUCCAUUCGAGUACGUCCCUUUUGUAGUAGUAGGAUAUACCACUACUACGACCUACUACGAAUAGUGAGUUAACAAUUUGGUCGUCGCGUAUUUAGCACCAGGCAAGCUUUAAGAUCAAUUGCUAAAGAAAUCGCAGUUACUACGUU
Messenger RNA from Lolium rigidum, 833 nucleotides. RefSeq lists its product as uncharacterized. The transcript has 2 exons. Bases 110 to 679 code for a protein of 189 amino acids. NCBI's taxonomy places the organism in Eukaryota, Viridiplantae, Streptophyta, Magnoliopsida, Poales, Poaceae. The record is from RefSeq and is a predicted model, not a curated record.